Molecule: messenger RNA, 2163 nt
Organism: Lodderomyces parapsilosis
Lineage: Eukaryota; Fungi; Ascomycota; Pichiomycetes; Serinales; Debaryomycetaceae
Exons: 1
Coding region: 1-2163 (720 amino acids)
Biological process (GO): long-chain fatty acid metabolic process
Cellular component (GO): endoplasmic reticulum; membrane
Molecular function (GO): long-chain fatty acid-CoA ligase activity
Source: RefSeq, a predicted model, not a curated record
AUGUCAUUGAUACUCGAGACACCUGAGCGUAUCUUUGAUAUGUUCAAAGAAAAGUUGCCCCUUGAUUCGCAAUUGAUUGACAAGGCGGUUGCACUUCCUAAUACACUGGAGAAGGGUUAUUCACCAAUUUACAGAAACAAGUACAGUUCUGAUCAUUUAAUUACCAAAUUACACCCUUCUUUGGAUACCUUGUAUUCGUUGUUUGAGUUUGGUUACAAUUUUAGCAAGCACCAGAAUGCUUUUGGAGUAAGAGAGAAAUUGCCUGAUGGGAAAUUUGGCAAAUACCAAUGGCAAGACUACCACACAAUUAGACAAAGAAGAAACAAUUUGGGUUCAGGCAUCUUUUUUGUAUUAGAAAACAACCCAUUCAGAACCAAUAGUGAGGUUCAUCAGAAUUUAGACUAUAAUCCAGCUAGAGAAGGCGAUUCAUUCAUUUUGAGUAUAUUCAGUCACAACCGACCAGAAUGGGCUUUAGCCGAUUUAACAUCCAUUGCCUACUCCAUCACCAAUACAGCUUUGUAUGACACAUUGGGUCCAACCACAAGUCAAUACAUCUUGGAGUUGACUGAAUCGCCAAUUGUUUUGUGCUCCAAAGAGAAAAUUGCCAAAUUGAUUGAAUUGAAAAAGGGAAGCACCAAUUUGGUGAAUUUGAUUGUGAUCAUUUCUAUGGAUAAGUUGGAAGGUCCAGAAAAUGCUAGGUUAAAAAACCUUGCAGCUGCGAAUCAAAUUGCAUUGUUUGACAUCGAGCACGUUGAAAAGCUUGGAGAAGCCAACCCAUUGGCACCUAUCCCACCCACUCCAGACACCAAAUUCACAAUAUCAUUCACCUCGGGAACCACUGGAGCUAAUCCAAAGGGAGUUGUGUUGACUCAUGAAAAUGCCGUGUCGGGAUUAGUUUUCAGAUAUGGUAGAGGUUUCAACCCUGGAGGAACAAGAUUGUAUUCUUUUUUACCAAUGGCUCAUAUUUACGAAAGAGCUAAUAUCCAAUUUGCAUUGAGUGCUGGAGCCGAAAUUGGUUUUCCACAGGGAAAGUCGCCGUUGACCAUGCUUGAUGAUGUCAGAGAAUUGCAACCAACGUCCCUUGCAACCGUGCCACGAAUUUUGUCAAAACUAGAAGCUGGAAUCAAAGCAAAUACAAUCAACAACGAUGAAAAACCCAUAGUCAAAUAUCUUUACACUAAGGCAAUUAGUGAGAAAUUAAGGCUUCAAUCACAAGCAAGCGAGAAGGAUGCCAAUGCUAGUCAUUUGUUUUACGAUGUGUUGCUCAAUGCGUUGAGAAAGAAGAUGGGUUUGGGAAGUGUUAAAGUGAUGUCCACUGGGUCAUCGCCAGUUAGUCCAGAAACAAUCAGGUUUGUGAAAGCAGCAUUGAAUGUUGGAAUCUCCAAUGGUUAUGGAUCAACUGAGUCGUUUGCCGGGUUCGUGAGUAGUAAACAGUUUGAUCACAACCCUGGAUCCAUUGGUGUGAUUGGAAUAACUGCCGAGUGCAGGUUGAGGGACAUUCCGGAGAUGAACUACACGUCGAAAGAUGAGGGAGGUCCAAGAGGGGAAUUGUUAUUGCGUGGACCGCAAAUCUUCAAAGAAUACUACAAGAACCCAGAAGCCACUGCGGAAGCAUUUGACAAAGAUGGAUGGUUCUGUACUGGGGAUGUUGCAAGAAUUGACACAACACGCAACAAUCAAUUGUAUGUUAUUGAUCGUGUAAAGAACUUUUUCAAGUUGGCACAAGGAGAGUUUGUUACUCCUGAAAAAAUCGAAAACACCUAUUUGGCAGCGAACCCCCACAUACAACAAAUUUUUGUCCAUGGAAAUUCACUUGAGUCUUAUCUCGUUGGUAUUGUUGGUUUGGAUCCAGUAACAAUUGGUGGCUACUUGAAAGCUAGAUUCCAUGACGAGAUUACCGACAGGAAUGAUAUUCUCCGUUUCUUGAAUGACUCAAGAAACAAAAAAACGUUUCUUUUGGAUCUCAAUGCUGCUGUGAAGGAUCAAUUGCAAGGUUUUGAAAGAUUGCACAAUGUGGAGAUUUACUUUGAGCCAUUAACAGUUGAAAGAGAAGUUGUUACACCAACGCAAAAAAUUAGAAGACCUAUUUGCACCAAAUUUUUUGAAGAAAAUUUGAACAAGAUGUAUCAGGAAGGAUCCAUUUUGAGAAAUGAGAAAUUAUAG